Messenger RNA from Hemiscyllium ocellatum (epaulette shark), 3069 nucleotides. RefSeq names its product zinc finger protein 704 (gene znf704). Gene Ontology annotation, biological process: regulation of transcription by RNA polymerase II. Gene Ontology annotation, molecular function: RNA polymerase II cis-regulatory region sequence-specific DNA binding; DNA-binding transcription factor activity. Lineage: Eukaryota; Metazoa; Chordata; Chondrichthyes; Orectolobiformes; Hemiscylliidae. Gene Ontology annotation, cellular component: nucleus. The coding region runs from base 9 to 1526 and encodes 505 amino acids. The transcript has 9 exons. The record is from RefSeq and is a predicted model, not a curated record.
AGCUCGCGAUGCAAGCCCGCCGUCCUGCAAAGAGGUCGAUUUUGGGCAGCCGGGUCUGUGCUCCGAGUCCGGCCGGGGAUGGGCAGCUCGUUCCCGGUGUGAUCCAGGCGCUGAAAUGCCAAAGCAGCGAGUCCGGGGGGCGGUGCAACUUCUACACGGUGAUGCUGGAGGAUGGCAGCUUGAGGGAAUACCCGGAGGAGGAGAUUGUGGUGGUGGGACCCGGCUUCCAUAACCACGGCAGCAAAGGGCAGCUGAAAUGCAGGGAAAAGCUGAAUUGCAAUGGUCGAGAUACAUCAUCAGUUGUGUCAUUGCAAGAUCAAAACCAUACUGAAAACCAUCAGAAGGUGUUGGAACAGCAGCUACCCCUAGUGAGGAAGAUUGAAGCUAUGAAAAUACUGGAAACUAAAAAGAUCAGCUGGAUUCAGGAUCAUGAGAAGGAUCACAUGCGUCCUGUUGUUUCAGAUCAGAAAAGAAAAGUUGUUUCUUCAAACAUCGAUGUGCCACGUACCAGGAAAUUCUCAGAGGAAGGGGAGAUGGACAAAGUAACAGCGGCGAUGGUCCUGACCAGCCUUUCCACCAGCCCCCUCGUCCGCAGCCCCCCCUCUGCAUUCCGUGUCGCAGAUCAGAACGGUUCCUGGAAGGAGGGGGCGAACAUGUCAUCAAGCUACAGCAGCAGUGGCAACUGGAGCUGGGGUGCCCCGAGUGAUCAGUCAAAUCCAUCCACCCCAUCGCCACCCUUAUUGGCCGACAGCUUCAAACCUUUCCGUGGAGCUGUCCAACCAGAUGACAGCAUUGAUGAGGCAGACUCCAGCAACCUGUUGUUUGAUGAGCCUAUACCAAGGAAACGAAAGAACUCCAUGAAAGUUAUGUUCAAGUGUUUGUGGAAGAAUUGUGGAAAAGUACUCAGCACUUCUGGGGGAAUACAGAAACAUAUUCGCACCAUCCAUUUGGGACGCAGUACAGAUUCAGACUGCAGUGAUGGUGAAGAAGACUUCUACUACCAAGAGAUUAAACUGAACACUGAUUCUGUGGCUGAGGGUUUGGGCAGCCUUUCUCCAGUAUCGCCAUCCGUGGCCUCACCACCUACGCCCUCCAGCCUGGACGCAGGACGAUCUGAAGCCAGCAUCACAAGAACCGAGGCCAAACCUACCACUCCACUUAGUCGGUCAGCACCAACAUGCCUCUACCUCAUCCACACUGACCACGCUUAUCAGGCCACAGCACCUGUCAACAUUCCUGGGUCAAAGUUUACUCCUACCAGCAAUGGAUUCAGCAUCUCUUGGCAAUCUCCACCAGUAACCUUCACUGGCAUGCCAGUUUCACCAACCCAUAGCCAUCCCGUGGAAAUUGGAGACCAGCGCCAGCAGACCCUUCCUUCACUCUCGUCUCCACCCAGACCUGUGGUUGGAGCAAGGAAAACUCGUGGGGAAGGAAAGAAAUGUCGGAAAGUGUAUGGCAUGGAAAACCGAGAUAUGUGGUGUACUGCGUGCCGUUGGAAGAAAGCUUGCCAGAGGUUUAUUGAUUAGAGAAACGUUGCGAAAGGCCUGUAAGAAGAUUCUUUAGGCAGCUAUUAUGUAAUGUUUUGAAGCACUUAACUUUUUCUAAAUAAAUUUAUAAGUGUAGCAACAACACUUACAUUCAACAAAAUGCACUUAAAAGAAUCCUGUGUGGAACCAAGCAGCAAACAGACGGUUCCAAUGUCAGUGAUAAAUAGUGUAUUACAAAGAGAUCUCUUUCUAUGAGCAGCUGGAACAGAAUGAUGAAGAAAUUCUGAAGCAAAUGUUUGUACAAAAGUUUGAAACGUAGCUGACAGGGAGUUGAAGUAUAUUGUGUUCCAAUUUUAUACCUUAUUCUUGGAGGUUUCUCGGGAAACCUAAUAUUUGUGACCAGCGUGUCAACACAAGGAACUCUGUUAUGAAACACACGUGAUUUAUCUUUUUGGUGUAAUUUCAAUGUUCUUCUGAGCGGUAUAAGCUAUUUUUUAAGCUUUUUACUCGCAUUUACUUUUAAACUACAGCAAAAUCACUAAUGGGAAUAUUGCGUUCUGUUGGCGACAUUGCAAUAUGUGUCUUAUUUUCUUGAAUGUUGAAGGAGAUGUAAAAUCAGGGUCACAUGAAAGGUGAGUGAAAUUAUUUCUUUGCAGACCCAUGAUAAACUUCCAAGAAAGCAAAAUUGAUUGUUUUGCAACAUUAAUAAGACACCAUGGAGCAGAAGCCAGGCUCAGCAGGAAUUUAUGUUUCUUAGAAAAGCAAGAUAACAAAUAGCUACAUAGUUUUGCAUUAAAAGCUAGUGAACUCUUUAGGGAUGUGCAUUAAGCUGGAUCAAUGAAUGAAGACAAUGCAAGUGAAUUGAUGCCAGUUUUGUUCGAUAUUAACACUGGGGUACAUUAAGAACAGCAGUGCUUUUUUUAAAAUGUCUUUUUGGCUGCAGUUCUGUACAAACUUAUAAAUUUACUCCAAUAAUGAUUUUGACAGUUAAUCAGAAACACAUUCUCAGUGCUAGGAAUUAUGUGUUGCUCAUCUAACAGACAUUAUACUUAAUGUAGGGUUAAUCAAAGGGACUGUUCACUGUUACCAGCUAGGCAGUAAAUGCACAGAGUGGAUUGGCUACUAACAGUUGAGCUUGCGUGAAAUCAAUGGAGUGAAAAUCAGAUAGAUUCUACAAUGCAUGGGUAAUCCAUUAGACUAUUAUCAGGACAGUGAUGGUGAAAAUUACCCUGAAAGUGUUAUCAUUUCCCUGAGAUAAUAAAGCUGCUCAGAGAAAUGAUGCCAUUCACUAUUAGUAUACUGAUUGUGUAAGAGUGUUCACAGCAAUUUCUUUCAAACCAAAUAGUAUGAUAAUUAGCUUAAAGAACAGCUGAAAGAAGGGUCUUACUGAACUGAAUUUCGUACAAUCCACAUUUCACUAUGUCCAGCUAGGUAAAGCUGCCAAUACAGUAAAUUCUAGGUAGUUCAACUGGUUUCUUUGUAAACUGAGAUAAUGCCAUGAGUAAACUGAUUAUACUACAUUAUGUGAAAGCAAAUCAUACACAGGAGCAGCUAUUCAGAUAAUUUUGAAACACUUGAACAU